AUGUUUUUGGUCACAGGUCGAACAUGUCUCCGUCAGACCCUUCCAAGAAUACGGCCCUCGAUUCAAUAUCGAAAUCUUCACCUAGCAACAAGACAAUCGUGUAGAAAUGGCCGCAGCAGAGGAAGGGGAAAAUGGGGAAAAUGGCAAUUUAAAUUGCCCCCGCAGAAAAAAGGACUAAUACUGGCAACUUUAGCAAGCUUGAGUCCUGCCGCAUUUGUCCGAUUAUCAGAAAAGGACAAUGGCGGAACUGAGAUGACAGCGGAAUCACGAAUGUUGAAGGCAUCAAGGGAGGAAAUUAUUAUCAUUACUAUACCUGCUGCAUAUUUCGGACCUAGGGACGAAGAGCGAGAUAAUGAGCGGGCGGGUACUAUAUGGUGGUACAAGUUCUUAGUUAAGGCUAUGGAACGAGCCGGGCCUGCGUUUAUAAAGCUUGGGCAAUGGGCCGCCUCUAGAUCAGACAUCUUCCCCACGCAAAUGUGCGAGAUCAUGUCACAGCUUCAUUCCAAUGCGCCUGCACACUCGUUACAUGCCACCAAAAGAAUUAUAAGCAGAGCAUUUGAUGGACGACCCUUUGAUGAGAUAUUUGAAGAAUUCCAGGAAAAGCCUUUGGGUGUCGGAGCUAUAGCACAAGUUUACAAGGCGAAGCUGAAACCGGAUUUGGCAACACCAAUUGAUCCAGACAUUCAGGAGCCUAAGAAUAUACGAACGAAUGUGCGUAGAAAUGUUGACACUUUCAUCAAGAGUACACCACAGAGAGUUCCAUCCAGUUACGUCGCUAUCAAGGUCCUCCAUCCAGGGGUAGAAAGAGUUGUUAGACGAGAUUUACGGAUUAUGUGGGUCUUUGCCUCAGCAAUAAAUUUGAUUCCUACAUUUGAAUGGCUGUCAUUUCCAGAUGAAGUCGAACAAUUUGGUCAGAUGAUGAGACUGCAGCUUGAUCUUCGAAUUGAAGCUGCAAACUUGUCGAUUUUCCGAAAGAAUUUCAAACCAAGAACAACAGCAUGGUUCCCAUUCCCGUAUACUCAGUUCACCACGAGGCAAGUACUUGUAGAAGAAUUUGCUCAGGGUAUACCAUUAUCUGACUUUAUGGAAAAUGGUGGUGGGGUAUUCCAGCAAGAUAUUGCAGAUGAAGGGUUGGAUGCCUUUUUACGCAUGCUGCUAAUUGACAAUUUUAUCCAUGCGGACCUUCAUCCAGGUAAUAUCAUGGUCCGCUUUUAUCAAUCUGAGAAGCCCAACCUACCUUUCAGCAAACACAAAGACGAAGAUCCACAAUCUCAACCAGAUGUUACCGAACAAGUGCUGGCAAGGCUUCAUCCAUACCGCCACAAAAAAGAUCCUCAAGCUUGGCACGCAGAACUUUCAAAGAUUGAUAAAGAAGGAUUCCGACCUCAAUUAAUUUUCAUUGACACAGGCCUGGUCACAGAACUAAAUGCAACAAAUCGAAAGAACUUCCUUGAUCUUUUUAAAGCCGUUGCUGAAUUCGAUGGCUAUAAAGCAGGACAUUUGAUGUGUCAAAGAUGCCGCCAACCUGAUGCAGUCAUUGAUGAAGAGAUUUAUGCUCUGAAAAUGCAGCAUCUCGUCCUAUCAGUUAAGAGUCGCACAUUAGCCCUGGGUAACAUGAAGAUAGGGGAUAUAUUAAACGAGGUUCUCUCCAUGGUCCGUACCCAUCAUGUUCGGAUGGAGGGAGAUUUUGUCAAUGUGGUAAUUAGCAUUCUGUUGCUAGAAGGCAUUGGUAGAAGUCUCAACCCUAGCAUUGACUUGCUCUCUUCUGCGCUACCAAUUUUGCGCGAAUUGGGAGCACAGAGCGGAAGUGGGAUGCUACGACAAGGUGACUUUUCAAUGCUGAAGGUCUGGGCGGGUUUGGAAGCUAGAAAGUUCUUGCAAGCUUCCAUUGAAGAUGUUGAAACAUGUGUCAAGUAUGACUUAUUAUCACCAAAUGUAUAG
Messenger RNA from Sclerotinia sclerotiorum 1980 UF-70, 1941 nucleotides. RefSeq lists its product as hypothetical. The record is from RefSeq and is a predicted model, not a curated record. Gene Ontology annotation, cellular component: mitochondrion. The coding region runs from base 1 to 1941 and encodes 646 amino acids. The transcript has 4 exons. NCBI's taxonomy places the organism in Eukaryota, Fungi, Ascomycota, Leotiomycetes, Helotiales, Sclerotiniaceae.